Messenger RNA from Staurois parvus, 1590 nucleotides. The record is from the annotation of a GenBank genome assembly. Lineage: Eukaryota; Metazoa; Chordata; Amphibia; Anura; Ranidae.
AGAGGGCAACAGGAGAAAAAUAAUUCUGGGGUUUUGAAAGGGGCUCACACUAAAGUGAAGAGGUAUUUUUGUUCAAAAUGUGGCAAAGCUUUCACAGCAAUGUCAAAACUGCUCACGCAUGAAAGGGUUCAUACAGGGGAGAAGCCAUUUCAGUGUUCCAAAUGUGGCAAAGCUUUCAAAACAAAGGGAAAUCUUUUAACACACGAGAGGGGUCAUACAGGAGAGAAGCCAUACCGGUGUCCCGAAUGUGGCAAAGCUUUCACAACAAGGUCAACUCUUAUCAGACACCAGAUGGUUCACGCAGGGGAGAAGCCAUUUCAGUGUUCUGAAUGUGACAAAGCUUUUACACAGAAGUCAGAACUUAUCAGACAUAAGAUGAUUCACUCCGGAACAAAACCAUUUCAGUGCUCAGAAUGUGACAAAGCUUAUACACAGAAGUCAGCUCUUACCAGUCACAAGAUGAUUCACACCGGAGCAAGACCAUUUCAGUGUUCCGAAUGUGACAAAGCUUUUUUAAGGAAGUCAGGUCUUCGCAAACAUAAGAAGGAUCACCAUGUAAAACAGCCAUACUAUUGUUCAGAAUGUGACAAAGCUUUUACUGUAAAGUCCCAGUUUAUCAUACACCAGAGGGUUCAUACUAGAGAGAAACCUUAUCAGUGUUCUGAGUGUAAAAAAGCUUUUUCAUGGAAAUCGAACCUCAUCACGCACCAAAGAGUUCACACCGGAGAGAGGCCAUAUCACUGUUCAGAAUGUGAGAAAGCUUUUAGAGUGAAGUCAGAACUUAUCAGACACCAGAGGAGUCACACUGGAGAGAGGCCGUAUCAGUGUUCUGAAUGUAACAAGGCUUUUACAGUGAAACCUUUGCUUCUCAGACACAAGAGGGUCCACACUGGGGUGAAGCCAUUUCGUUGUUCAAAAUGUGACAAAGCUUUUACGUUGAAGGGAAACCUUAUCAUGCAUGAGCGGAUUCACACCGGAGAGAAGCCGUACAAGUGUUCUGUAUGUGACAGAGCUUUUACGGGGAAGGCAGAACUUAUCAUACACGAGAGGAACCACACCGGGGAGAAGCCGUAUCAGUGUUCUGAAUGUGACAAAGCUUUUAAAACUAAAUCCAGUCUUGUCAAUCACGAGAGGGUUCACACUGGAGUGAAGCCGUAUCAGUGUUUUGAAUGUGACAAAGCAUUUUCAAAGAGGGCGUACCUUGUCAAACACCAAAGAAACCUAUAUAUAGAGAAGCCAUUUCAUUGUUCUGAAUGUGACCAAGCUUUUGCCCAGAAGACACAUCUUAUCCGACACGAGAAGCUACACACCGGAGAGAAGCCGUUUCAAUGUUCUGAAUGUGAUAAAGCUUUUAUACAGAAGAUACACCUUAUCCGACACCUGAAGGUUCACACUGGAAACAAAUUGUAUUCUGAAUUGGACAAUGCUUAUCAGACACCAGAGGGUUCACCGUCUUCAUCCUCAGAUACAGAGAGGAAACUUGAAGAGAAGGGGGGUAUUAAAGGGGUAGAGGCUAUGCCACUGAAUUUUGUGUGCCCCAGCAGUUUCACACCCCAAGUCUUCCAACAGUCUAGUAGCAAGAUACAAUGA